Molecule: messenger RNA, 3066 nt
Organism: Salarias fasciatus (jewelled blenny)
Lineage: Eukaryota; Metazoa; Chordata; Actinopteri; Blenniiformes; Blenniidae
Product: protein phosphatase 2, regulatory subunit B, delta
Exons: 10
Coding region: 178-1521 (447 amino acids)
Cellular component (GO): protein phosphatase type 2A complex
Molecular function (GO): protein binding; protein phosphatase regulator activity
Source: RefSeq, a predicted model, not a curated record
CUCCAUGUACUGUGCGCCAUUUUGGAAGAAAAAAAUCUGGGAUAAUUUCCGUGGUCUUGACAGAUCCGGACCCGAGUCUGCACACUGAUUGUGGAUGUUAUCAUUCUCCCCCGAGCAAGCCGCGUUGGUUGAUUUGGUAUUGGAGGCUGUGUACAGCAAGAGCUACUAAAUGAAGCAAUGGCGGGAGUUGCAGGAGGAAAUGAUUUCCAGUGGUGUUUCUCGCAAGUGAAAGGAGCGAUAGAUGAAGAUGUUGCGGAAGCUGACAUAAUAUCAACAGUUGAGUUCAAUUAUUCUGGAGAGUUACUUGCAACUGGAGACAAAGGAGGCCGAGUAGUGAUAUUCCAACAUGAACAGGAGUCCAAGAAUCGUCCACACCUCCGCGGGGAGUACAACGUCUAUAGCACUUUUCAGAGUCACGAGCCAGAAUUCGACUAUUUGAAAAGUUUAGAAAUCGAGGAAAAAAUAAAUAAAAUAAGAUGGCUACCCCAACAAAAUGCUGCUCACUUUCUACUUUCAACAAACGAUAAAACUAUCAAAUUGUGGAAAAUAAGUGAAAGAGAUAAACGAGCAGAAGGUUACAACCUGAAAGAUGAAGACGGGCGACUCAGAGACCCCUUUAGAAUCACCUCUUUACGGGUACCAGUGCUGAUGCCAAUGGGUCUCAUGGUAGAAGCAAGCCCUCGGAGGAUCUUUGCAAAUGCGCACACCUAUCACAUUAAUUCCAUUUCUGUAAAUAGUGAUCAUGAAACUUACCUCUCUGCAGACGACCUAAGAAUAAAUCUAUGGCACUUGGAAAUCACAGACAGAAGUUUUAAUAUUGUAGACAUAAAGCCCGCCAACAUGGAGGAACUGACAGAAGUAAUCACAGCUGCUGAGUGCCAUCCACACCAAUGCAAUGUAUUCGUGUACAGCAGUAGCAAAGGCACCAUCCGCCUGUGUGACAUGCGAGCAGCGGCGCUCUGCGAUAGGCACUCAAAGUUCUUCGAGGAGCCGGAGGAUCCAAGCAGCCGAUCCUUCUUCUCUGAGAUCAUCUCCUCCAUCUCAGAUGUGAAGUUCAGUCACAGCGGACGCUACAUGAUGACACGUGACUACCUCUCUGUCAAAGUUUGGGACCUCAACAUGGAGAACAGGCCAGUGGAGACGUAUCAGGUCCAUGAAUACCUUCGCAGUAAACUCUGCUCCUUGUAUGAAAACGACUGCAUCUUCGACAAGUUCGAGUGCUGCUGGAAUGGCAGUGACAGUGCCAUCAUGACCGGCUCCUACAACAACUUCUUCCGAAUGUUCGACCGCAACACCCGGCGGGACAUCACACUGGAGGCGUCCCGGGAGAGCAGCAAACCGCGGGCCACGCUGAAGCCGCGCAAAGUGUCCACCGGCGGCAAGCGGAAGAAGGACGAGAUCAGCGUGGACAGCCUGGACUUCAACAAGAAGAUCCUCCACACUGCCUGGCACCCCAAAGAUAACGUGAUCGCUGUGGCAGCCACCAACAACUUGUACAUUUUCCAGGACAAAAUCAACUAGAAGAUUUUUCGGGGGCUCCGGCAGAUAGGGCUUUUACCGUACCUGUGUAGUUAAGCCUACUACUUGUCUAUCUGUAUAAGAAGAAAACAGCCUUGUUGUCCUCCUGGUGAAGAAUUCGAAAGCACGCGUCUACUUUUUUUGCCACAGGAGGUUGAUCCAUAGGCCUGUUUCAUUUUGAGUCUGAGCUUAGGUUGUUUUUUUGCCUUUUGGCACCCAGGGCGACCGACAUGCCCCCCGCCCCCUCCCUCCCCGACCCAGAAAGUCCAAUUCGGGUCUAAUUGAUGGAAUGGCACUCCCCAGAGGUCAAACUCUUGAACGUUGGUGUUUGUGUUGACAUUUUAAGCCUUCAUUUCACGAUUUAACGACAGAACUCUCGGAAGUCCUUAAAACUGACGUCUUGUCAAGGUUGUAUCAUCAUUUCAAAGACCGCGGGCCCUUCUGAAGCACGGAUCAACGGCCAAUAGACCCAACUGUAACAUUCCCCCUAUCGGCCGUCUAUUCAGGCCAGACUCCUGGUGGAAAAGGCCAAGAAUUUGGAAAGUGGACUCCGUUUCUUUUCCUCCCAUCCCUUUUCUUAUUUUUACCCCAGUCAAUACGGUGACAUAAUUUCACUGACUGUAUCUACUCAAGUACACCUUGUCAUCCACAUAAUAAAAGAAACUAAAACUACAGAUGUGUUUUUAAAUUUAGAAGUAUGUAUUAAAACAUGUUUAUUGCUUUGCAUGUUUUUUUUUUGUUGUUUUUUGUUUUUUUUUAUGUUGUAGAGGGGUGGAGAGAUGUCCAAGUCACACCACUGUCUUUUUUUGAGCAGAUCUCAAAGCAAAUUUUGUUGAGGAAAUACUACUCGGGGGCGACCAGUCUGAGAUACCACUGUUUGGAGAGACGAUCGAUGGCGUGUUCGCGUCGAGAGAUGGAAGUUUUAGUUGUUUUUUUUUAAACAUGUUUUUGCUUUUGUUUUUCAGGAUGCAGGCUGGAAACUUAAAAUGGCACAAGAUAGGGUCCAGGACAAAGGGAAAUCUGCAGCCUUAAUACCUACUUCUAUCAGUGACAGCUACAAGUUUUUUGUCCCCAGACGUUUUACGAACCUCAUGUGCAUUAUUUGUAAAAUCCUAUUUUAUAGAGUUAUGUCCUCAUAUACUGCUGCUACACGUGGCCGUCUAUGAAAAACACACCGAUGAGGAGGAGGAGGGUUGCACAUCGUACGGUUUAUGUGAUAGAGUGCCUCCGAGUCAUGUAACAAGUAGGGAAUCCAGACAGGCCUCGUACAUGUGCCCUUACCCAUUUAUUAGGGAUGUCACUCAAAACUCCAACCGCAUAUUCGCAAAAAAAAAUGUGGAUCUUAUCUCUGUAGUUGUGAAUGCAGAAAUGAAGGUUGACCACACACACACACACACACACAAACAAAAAAAAACAUAUACUGAUACCAUUAAAACAAACACAUAAUAAUGCAUUGUCUUUGUCCAUUGAUUCCUAACAUGGUGACAAUGUAUUCACUUGUUUAUUAUUUUGACCAAAGUUCAAUAAAAUUUUAAUUGUGUUCAUCUG